Molecule: messenger RNA, 2006 nt
Organism: Phascolarctos cinereus (koala)
Lineage: Eukaryota; Metazoa; Chordata; Mammalia; Diprotodontia; Phascolarctidae
Source: RefSeq, a predicted model, not a curated record
CCUUUACCAUCUCUGCCUGUGGCCUCCAGAACCCCCUCCCCAACCCAGCUUCCUGGGUGCCCUGGGGGGGGGGGAACUUCUGUUUUUCCAGACCCCCCAAAAGGCCCAUACCACUUGCCAUCAAGGCAUAUGUCAACCCAGAGUGAGGGGGCUCAGCAUUAGAAAACCUGAGACACCUAGAACCCCCAAGUUACUCCUUGAUCAAGCCUCCUGGCACUUCCCCAAUGCUUUAGGGCUCUGAGGGUAGGAGCCAAGAUGGCCCCGUGGGAUCCACUCAUUCCCUCAGAUGGCCCCUCUCACCUUUACGCCCAAACUCAGAUCAUCUUGCCACAUUGCCCCAGGCCUAGAGGCCCCCAGACCCUGGCCCAGGCUAAGGGAGUUCCUGGGCAAGAGGCCCAGCCCGGGACUUAUUUUGGACAGAUCCGUCACUGGAGUCGACUCUCAAGAGUUAUUUUGAGGCUGGCUCCCUUCUGCCAGCCUUGGGCUCCUCCUUCCCGCAAGGCCACUGACCACCUGCCACUGUCCCUCUCCCUCCCACAGGCCCAGAAUGCCAGCUGGCAAUUAGUCAAGGGGGGAGGGGUGGAGUCAGAGCAUCAUAAAGCCAGGAACACUUGGCCGACAGACUGUGCUCCGCUGCAUUUCAGAGCUGUCUCCACUGCUUACGUCCCCUCUGCUCUGCCUGCCACCGCCAUCGCCAUGCCCACCCACCGGCUGGUGAUCGUCCGCCAUGGCGAGAGCACAUGGAACCAGGAGAACCGUUUCUGUGGCUGGUUCGACGCAGAGCUGAGCGAGAAGGGGAAGGAAGAGGCCAAACGUGGGGCCCAGGCCAUCAAGGAAGCCGGCCUGGAGUUUGACAUCUGCUACACCUCGGUGCUGAAGCGUGCCAUCCGCACCCUCUGGUUCAUCCUGGAUGGUAUAGACCAGAUGUGGGUGCCUGUGGUGCGGACCUGGCGCCUGAAUGAGCGCCACUACGGGGGUCUCACAGGCCUCAACAAAGCAGAGACUGCUGCUAAGCAUGGGGAAGCACAGGUGAAGAUCUGGAGACGCUCCUUUGACAUCCCACCCCCACCCAUGGAUGAGACACACCCCUACUAUUCAGUCAUCAGCAAGGAGCGGCGCUAUGCUGGUCUGAAGCCUGGGGAGUUGCCCACCUGUGAGAGCCUGAAGGAUACCAUUGCCAGGGCUCUGCCCUUCUGGAAUGAGCAGAUUGCUCCCCAGAUCAAGUCAGGGAAGAGGGUGCUCAUUGCUGCCCAUGGCAACAGCUUACGAGGCAUAGUCAAGCACCUGGAAGCAAGGUUUCUCUUUCCACACGUCAGGAUGAGUCUUUCCUAUUGCUUCCAUGACCAUCAGAAUGGAGUAAAUAAGGCGCCAUGUUGAGGUCUUCCUUUUCCUAAUUGUGCUCAAAUGCAAGUGUCUGAGAGCCCAAAGUUGGGUCCCAGCAAAGCAGUGUCUAGUAACUCAGAACUUAACCAGUUGACUUACAUACAGUAAGCUUUUCAGAAGGUAAGAAAGGCAUAUAUUAUAGCUGGCCUAAGUCUGCUGAAAAUGCACUGCUAUUUAUUUUGUGGAUAUUGUUUGGACACAACAGAUCUUUCCCAACAAAUAUCCAAACUGCACUACACUACCAUGGUGUGCCCCAAAGACAGUGAUUGUCAUGCCACCUUUCCCAUUUGGAGUUGGCCAACUAUUACGAGAACCGUGCAGAAUUAGGGGCUGCUCAGAUGAGUUUUUGGUUUUGCUCAGGAAGUCUAGUGGGCAAUUACCCACAAUCAGUAAGAUGGACAGCCACCCUUCCAAUGAAGAAAACAGCGUCCCAGGUUAAUGAAAUGUUUUUAACUCUUCAUGGUCAGAUAGUGUGAAUUCCUGCCUUUUUGUGAUUCUUCUUUUUUGCUCUGGGAACAUGAUGAGGCAGAUAGUAAAGAAGCUCGUACGAAAGAAUUCCUGAAGCUUUCGAUGAUGAGGUGCACGGGUUCUCAACAAAUGAGCACAACAUUUCAGGUCCAGGG